This is a messenger RNA of Fusarium keratoplasticum, 1203 nucleotides long. RefSeq lists its product as uncharacterized. The record is from RefSeq and is a predicted model, not a curated record. Lineage: Eukaryota; Fungi; Ascomycota; Sordariomycetes; Hypocreales; Nectriaceae. Gene Ontology annotation, molecular function: 6-phosphogluconolactonase activity; protein binding. Bases 1 to 1203 code for a protein of 400 amino acids. The transcript has 3 exons.
AUGCGUUGUGGAACUCUUGAGUUGUUCCUAACCUCUGCCCUUUGGGCUGCUUCUUCUGGUGCCGUGACGCUCUUUGUGGCAGACUCGGGUGGUAACCUAACCACAUUGGCUCUCACUGGCUCUGAUGAAAGCUAUGAUCUAGCUGUCACGUCGAGGACGACCGACUGUCAGGCCAAUCCUUCGUGGCUGACACUCGAUCACCCAAACCGAGUUCUCUACUGCCUCGACCGUGGUGCGAGCACUUCCGUUUCGGGAUCCCUCAACUCCUUCUCCAUCGGAGAGGGCGGAGUCUUGAGCCGUAUUGGGCGUGUUACUGCACCUUUGAGUGGCGUUGCUGGUGAGAUUGUCACCACUGGUAGCGGAGCGCGAGGUUACGUGAGUGCUUCAUACAACCGAAGUGCCGCGGCUGUGUAUGCCCUUGGUGAGAACGGUGCCCUCCCAGGAACCGAGCCUCUCCAGCAAAUCUUCCCAAAUAUCAGCAAUACAGGUCCAAUUCCUUCCCGUCAGGACAGGAGUUACCUUCACCACGUCAUCAUCGACCCCAAGCAAAAGUACAUUGUCAUCCCCGACCUCGGCGGUGACCUGUGCCGUGUCUACACCUACGACAACGACAACGUCGCGCCUAUCAAGCAGGUGGGCGCUCUCAAGGCUGAUGCCGGUACCGGCCCUCGCCAUGGUGUUUUCAGGGUCAUGAAGAAUGGGGAAACCUUCUUCUUCUUCAAUGGCGAGCUUAGCCAGAAGGUGUACUCUUACCGGGUCAAGUACAAGAAGGCUGGUCUGCAGUUCACCAAGGUCUUUGAGAUCCCUGCGAUUGAUGCCAACCUCCCUUCGAACACGGCUCCUACUAGCGAGAUCGCAAUGAGUCCCGAUCAACGAUUCCUGGUUGUUUCAAACCGUGAAAAGUCAUUCGCCAGCUCCCCUAUCAAAGGAUCUGGACCCGAUGACACCUUGUCUACUUUCCGCAUCAAAGAAAGCGGCAAGCUAGAGCGCGUGCAGCUGGCACCGGCCGGCGGUUGGCAGCCCCGUCAAUUCUCGUUCAACAAGGUCGGAGACAAGAUUGCGGUUGGUCUCCAGACUAAUAGAACCGUGGUCAUCUGGAAGCGGGAUCUGAAGUCCGGCAAGAUCAUCCCGGAAGAGGAGGGUGGCAAGCUGGGACAGGUGCAACUUACUGGAUCUGUGGUCGCUACGAUCUGGGAUGAGUAG